AUGAUUGACGUAUCGUUGAAGAUUGUUUAUUAUGUUCUUGAUCAUUUUAAUUUUGAAUCUUUGAAGGUGGAGUUUGAUAAUUAUGAAGUUAGUGUUGAUAGUAAGUCUGUUCAAGAGAUGUUAGGAUUACCAUCUGGUGGCUCAUUACUUUCAAACAUGGAUUACAUUUCGAAGAAUAAUGAAGAGAGCUGUAUGUUUGAGUGGAAGAAACGGUUUGAAAAUAUUGAUAAAUUGAGAUUGAAACAGCUAAUGAAUGAACUUGUUCAAACUAGUGCUGCUGAUGACAACUUCAGAAUCAAUUUUUUGGUUCUUUUUAUUAAUACUUUCUAUGAGUCUACAAGCAUGGGUAAAUGUAAUCUGAAUCCAUUGUAUUUAAUCAGAAGAGAUAUUGAUUUAAGUAGCAUUGACUGGUGCGAUUACAUUGUGGAUUGUUUGGUAAGGACGAAGAAGGUUUACAAUCCAGAGAAAGAAUCUUCUUUCUUUUAUGAACCAGCAACAUACCUUAUGUUGUUGUAUGUGGAUACUUUCAAGUUUGAUCAUUUGCAAGUCACACGUAAACGUCCAACUAUUUUUUAUUGGACGUCAGAGAAGAUAAGGUUUCUUGAGGAUAUUUUACAAGAGACUGGAGGAUUUGGAUGUGGACAUGUUAAUGAAGCAUAUGUUGAAGAAGAAUUUCAAGAAUCUGAGUAUAAUGAGGAGGAAUUUGGUGGUGAUGAGGUUGAAUCUGAUGGUGAAGAGGAUUUAUGUGAUGAGGAUGAAGAAGAUUUUGAUGUUAAUAAAGUGUAUGAAAGUAAAAUUUCAUGUAUGUAUCAGAAGAUGGAGGAUUUGAAAAAGGAUCUUGUUGUAAACAUAGAUGAGGGAGUGUUGAAGUUUCCUCAAAGUCAAAAUUUGAAAAAUUGGAAAUUGUUAUUUCCUGUUGAAGAUGUAAGCACUGAAAGAUUUGAUUUCCGUUAUGUUUCACAAAAAUAUAAAGAACCGAUAUUAACACCUGGUUUUCUUCAAGUUAAUGAUGAAGAUUAUGGGAAUGAUUUUCUUAAUGAUGAUGAAAAUGUUGAAGAUUAUGAUCAAGGGAAAUGUUCUGGUGGUCAGGGGGAUGGAAGUGGUCCACAUGAGGGCAAUAUUGGUAAAAAUCACAUUGAAGGUACUGAUGGUUGUUUAAAUCAGAAACUAGUUGAAGAUGAUGUGAGUUUGAAUUUGACUGGUAUUGAUGAUCGGACUGUAAAUUUGGGUGAGGAUGAUCACAAGAAUAAAGUAAUUUCAGAUCGUACUGUUGAUAAAAUUAUUGUAGCAAAGAAUGACGGAGAAGGUGAAGAUGUUGAAGAUUGUUCAAAUAAAAAUAAAGAUGGAGAAAAUGUUGAAGAUUGUGCAAAUAAAAACAAUGAUUCAAAUGAGACUCGAUCAUUGAAAAAUGAUCUUGUUCUAAGUUUUAGUCUUAGAUUUAGUCAAGAUUCUGAAGGUUCCAAGAAGUCAUCUCAAAGUCAAAUUUCUUCUGAACGGAUGACAAAGAAAAAGAUUAAGGAUAGAGUUAUUUUGGGAAACCCAAGUACUGGUCUAGAGUGUGUUAUUCCAAAUGUUGAUGUUAUUGAUGCUAAUCCAGUUUCUUUUGCACCCCCUUUGGGUACAUUAGAAGGACCAUCAAAACCUAUUUCUAGCAAACAUAAAGAUAUAAAUGAAGAAGCAACCUCAGUAGUGGAUGUCAAAGGAAAGAGACAAAUGAAGUUUUCUUAUGUUUAUAAGUCACCGUUUAAGGAAAGGUUGAUUAAUUUUAAACCUUGUUUGACACAAGUAGAAAAUGUUGUUUGUGAAUGGCUUUUCAGUCUUCAAGGAAAUCCAGGUCUUCUUAACUCAUGGUCUCGUAUACUAAAUCAUGAAAAGAAAUUCAGAGAUGUUGUUAAUUCUCCACUCAGAUUGUUCAUGCAUUUUGACACUACUUUGUUAUUUGAAUAUACUCAUUUGAAUGAAACUGGAAAAUAUAAAGUUUUCAAGGAGAGCUUUUCUCGUAGUGUUUUUGGUGAUAGAGACUUGAAGGUUUUGAAGGAUGUUGAUAUGGUAUUUUUCCCGGUUUUGAGGCAUGAGCACAUAUAUCUUAUUGUUAUGAAUCUGAAGAAACGUGCUUUUGAGGUUAUCGAUAAUGGUGCAAAUGAUGCUGAUUUCAAUGAUAAGUAUUACUACUAG
This is a messenger RNA of Lactuca saligna, 2175 nucleotides long. NCBI's taxonomy places the organism in Eukaryota, Viridiplantae, Streptophyta, Magnoliopsida, Asterales, Asteraceae. The record is from the annotation of a GenBank genome assembly.